Molecule: messenger RNA, 1120 nt
Organism: Cornus florida
Lineage: Eukaryota; Viridiplantae; Streptophyta; Magnoliopsida; Cornales; Cornaceae
Product: probable E3 ubiquitin-protein ligase XERICO
Exons: 1
Coding region: 53-604 (183 amino acids)
Biological process (GO): protein ubiquitination
Molecular function (GO): ubiquitin protein ligase activity
Source: RefSeq, a predicted model, not a curated record
AUGUUCAUCAAUCUUAAUUCUCAGUAAUUAAUCCUUCAAGCACAUAGCUUUAAUGGCUUAUCCUUUGUGUUUAAGCAUUAGCACUACAAAACUCAUACCACUAGCCUUGUUCAGCCUUCUAUUAGGCCUUGUCAAAGACAUUCUCAAGGUGGUAUUCUCUUGUCUCCCUCUUCCAAACAGAGCAUUAUCCGAGAAACACACCAUUAAUGACUCUGCUGCAGAAUAUUAUUGCCCAUCUCCUUUGUUAGUAACAGUCCCUGUCCACUGCGUAGUUGGCGCGAUCAAGGAGAGUGUCCCGGUACUUGAAUAUAGUUGUGUCCUUGAAAGGUUAGGAGCACAUGAUAAAGCUAAUUCACAUUGCGUAGUGUGCUUGAAUCGAAUGAAGGGUAGUGAUGAAGUUAGAGAGCUCUGCAAUUGCUGUCAUAUGUUUCAUAGAGAGUGUAUCGAUGCUUGGAUCGAUGAAGGUCAAGUAACUUGCCCUCUCUGUAGAGCCAAACUAUUGCCAUAUCAAGAAGAGGAUGAAAUGAAGUGUGGAGGAGAUCCAUGGAGAAAAGAGAGAAUGAUUUACUUGUUUGGUGAUGAUUUUGUGAUGGGUACCUCCUAAUAUGAAGUUCUAUAGCCACAAAGUUAGCAUUUGGAGUACUCAUUUUAAUAGCAAGAACAUUGAGACCUGCCAUCUUCAUGCACACACACACACAAUUAAUCUAUAUCUACAGUUCUUGAAGAUAGGCUAUUUAGCAUGUAUAUUAUGUCACUCUUUGAAAUGUAUAUACAUUGUGUACCGGAAGUUUUUACUCUUUGAAAUGGAUUCAAAACGUUUCAUUAUGUACAUUUUUCUCUUGAAUGCUCAAAUAUGUGUUCACUUUUAAUUUAGUUCUUUCUGACCCACAACUAUGUUUAACAUUAUUAUUAUAUUUUUUUUCUUUUUUUUCUUUUUUGACAUUGGCAAGAAAUCCAAACUUUUUUUCUUAUACGACUUGAACCAAUAACCUUUUAUUUUGAAAUAUGGGAAAGUAUCACUAUAUUACAGUUUUUUGUUUCAGUUAUAUUAUAGUAAAAUAUGAAAAAAAUAAAUAAAAAGUGGGAUCAUAUGUAUUUUUUUUAAAUCCAGUGGGAAGAA